Hibiscus syriacus is the source of this 1039-nucleotide messenger RNA. Its product is annotated as protein IMPAIRED IN BABA-INDUCED STERILITY 1-like. Bases 221 to 1039 code for a protein of 272 amino acids. Lineage: Eukaryota; Viridiplantae; Streptophyta; Magnoliopsida; Malvales; Malvaceae. Gene Ontology annotation, cellular component: nucleus; cyclin-dependent protein kinase holoenzyme complex. Gene Ontology annotation, biological process: positive regulation of transcription elongation by RNA polymerase II; protein phosphorylation. Gene Ontology annotation, molecular function: ATP binding; cyclin-dependent protein serine/threonine kinase activity; RNA polymerase II CTD heptapeptide repeat kinase activity. The transcript has 5 exons. The record is from RefSeq and is a predicted model, not a curated record.
GGUGAACACGUGGCAGCCGAGUGGCCUGCUUGGCUCAGUGCCGUCGCCGGUGAAGCUAUCCACGGUUGGGUUCCACUCAAAGCUGACUCUUAUCAGAAGCUUGAGAAGAUAGGACAAGGUACGUAUAGCACUGUUUUCCGAGCUCGAGAUAUUGAGAGUGGAAGGAUAGUUGCACUAAAGAAGGUGCGGUUCGACAAUUUUGAGCCUGAGUGUCCGAUUCAUGGCAAGGGAGAUACUGAUUCUUCGAAGGCUUGACCAUCCAAACAUCAUAAAAUUGGAUGGGAUAGUUACUUCCCGAAUGUCGUGUAGCUUAUACCUUGUGUUUGAGUACAUGGAACAUGAUAUCACUGGACUUUUGUCUUGUCCUGACAUUAAGUUCAGCGAGCCACAGAUUAAAUGCUAUAUGAAGCAGUUGUUAUCUGGACUUGACCACUGCCAUUCACGGGGUAUAAUUCACCGGGACAUUAAAGGAUCAAAUCUCCUUGUAAAUAAUGAAGGAAUCCUAAAAAUGGCUGAUUUUGGUUUGCCGAAGUUCUAUGGUUCUGGGUGCAGGCAACCAUUAACAAGUCGUGUUGUAACCUUAUGGCAUCGUCCCCCAGAACUUUUGUUGGGUUCUACAGAUUAUACUGCAGCUGUGGAUCUUUGGAGUGUUGGCUGUGUAUUCUCUGAACUUCUCCUCAGGAAACCUAUCCUUCAAGGCAGAACAGAGGUUGAACAAUUGCAUAAGAUUUUCAAGCUCUGUGGAUCCCCACCAGAUGAUUACUGGAAAAAAGCCAGAUUACCUCAUGCAACUAUAUUCAAGCCACAACAACCUUAUGAUAGUAGUCUCCGGGACACUUUUAAAGAUUUACCGGUUACUGCUGUGAACCUAAUAGAAACUUUGCUUUCAGUGGAGCCAUACAAGCGUGACACUGCUUCCUCGGCUCUUGCUUCAGAGUAUUUCAUGACAAAGCCUUACGCAUUUGAUCCAUCAAGCUUGCCAGUAUAUCCACAUAACAAAGAGUUAGAUGCAAAACAUCGUGAAGAGGCAAGGAGGUAA